This is a messenger RNA of Nicotiana attenuata, 507 nucleotides long. RefSeq lists its product as uncharacterized. The record is from RefSeq and is a predicted model, not a curated record. The transcript has a single exon. Lineage: Eukaryota; Viridiplantae; Streptophyta; Magnoliopsida; Solanales; Solanaceae. The coding region runs from base 1 to 507 and encodes 168 amino acids.
AUGGAUCUACUAAAGGAAUAUGACUGUUUGACAUACUCUUCUGUCAGCUCUACACUUGAUCCUACCAUCAAAUUGAGAAAUGAAGAUGGAGCCUUAUUACCAGACCUAGGGUAUUACAGGAAACUAGUUGAGAAACUAAACUUUCUGAAAAAUACUAGAUUGGACAUAGCCUAUAGUGUUCAACAUUUAAGCCAGUCCAUGCAGGCACCAAGAGAACCUCAUCUAAAGGCUGCUAUACAUGUACUUAGAUACUUGAAGAAAGAUCCUACUUUGGGAAUUUUUCUAUCCAAUGAUCCUAACUACACUGUCAGUGCAUAUUUUGAUUCGGACUGGGCUGCUUGCCCUGACUCAAGAAAGUAUGUGAGUGGGUAUAUUGUGCUACUUGAAGACAGCCCUAUCAGUUGGAAGUCAAAGAAACAAACUAUUGUUUCAUUGUCUUCUGCAGAAGCAGAAUAUAGGUCAGUCAAGAAGGUUGUUGGUGAAUUAGUAUGGGGAAAAGGUUGCUAG